ACUCGUCGCCGGACUCACCAUGUCGUCCAUUGUGCAGCGGACGGCCACGCUGUUCCCCGAGCAGGAGCCGCUUCUUUCCGAGAUUGCAUCCCUUCGCGAGGCACGUCUCUAUCAUCAGCUGACCGAGGCACUGGAGACGCUGCUGUCGACGACGGCUGUGGGCACCUCGUCGCAUCUGGUGGCGUUCUUCGACGAGUUUAUCGCGCCGCUGCUCAAGUACAUCAACGCCAAGAGUUUUGUCAAGUUUGCGGUGCUGGCGUCGCGGCAGAAGGAGACGCCGGAAGAGUCGAUGGCGUUCUUGCUGGAGAUGUGCGAGAGCGUGCGCGAGGCGGUGCUGGCGGCCAAGGCUGCGACGUCGCGGAGCGGCGUGGCGGACAUGGAUGUGGAGGACAACGCUGCCGAGGCGAAUGGGGCCAAUAGCAAGGGCGGAAUCGAGACUGUGGACAUCGGGUCGGGUGCGGCCGGCGAUGAGGCGAUCUCAGCGGCAGACCUGCUGCCGUCGCCGGAGGACGACGCCGAGCUGCUCAAGGCGAGCAAGAAGAAGACGCUGGUGGGUCCGGUGACCGACUACGUCCACGUCUACCUCCUCACCGAGCUGGCGCGGGUCAAGCUCAAGUCGUCAGUCUCAGAGGCCAAGGCGCUGCUGGAGGAGGUCGGCGAGGUGCUUGACGCCGUGGUCGAGAUGGAUCCGCUGCUCCAUGGGUUCUACUACCACAUCAAGUCCGAGUACCACCGGAUGAUGGGCCCGGCAGACGUGUUUUUCCGCUACACCAUGCUCUAUCUCGCGGUCACGCCGCUCGACGACAUCUCGCUCGACGUCCAGCGCGUGCUCGCCUUUGAUCUCGGCCUCUCAGCGCUCAUCUCCGAGAAGAUCUACAACUUUGGCGAGCUGCUGCAGCACGAGAUCCUCUCGUCGCUCGAGGGUACGCCGCACGCCUGGAUGGCGGCCAUGCUCGCAGCGUUCAACGCCGGCGACAUUGCCGCUUACGAGACGCUCGCCGCCAAGCAUGCCAUCCGCAUGAACGCCCAGCCGGUUCUCGUCGUCAACAAGGCGCUACUCUCGGAGAAGCUCGCCAUUUGCGCCCUCGUCCAGAUCCUGUUCGAGACACCGUCGGACGCGCGCGUGCUCUCGUUUGACGAGAUCGCCGCUGCCACCCGCCUCGACGAGGACCGCGUCGAGCGCGUCCUCAUGAAGGCACUCUCCGUCGGCCUCAUCAAGGGCCGUAUCGAUGGUAUCGACCGCACCGUCUCGGUCUCGUGGGUCGCACCACGCGUCCUCGACCGCGCCGCCCUCGGCACCAUGGCCAACUCGCUCACCGCCUGGGCUGCAAAGGUUGACUCUGCUCUCGACCUCAUCGAGCGCGAUGCCGGCGAGCUGCUCCAAUGAAACACACAUCUGUCCCCCC
Molecule: messenger RNA, 1406 nt
Organism: Thecamonas trahens ATCC 50062
Lineage: Eukaryota; Apusomonadida; Apusomonadidae
Product: PCI domain-containing protein
Exons: 2
Coding region: 20-1387 (455 amino acids)
Biological process (GO): ubiquitin-dependent protein catabolic process
Cellular component (GO): cytosol; proteasome regulatory particle, lid subcomplex; nucleus
Molecular function (GO): structural molecule activity
Source: RefSeq, a predicted model, not a curated record